This is a messenger RNA of Danaus chrysippus (African queen), 756 nucleotides long. The record is from the annotation of a GenBank genome assembly. Lineage: Eukaryota; Metazoa; Arthropoda; Insecta; Lepidoptera; Nymphalidae.
AUGGGUGUCCAAUACCUAUCAUGGAACUACGACCAAAUGGGUGUAGUUGCUACAGUACGACUAUCAGAGGAUACAGAUAAUACAACGGCAUGGCAACGCUUCCUACCAACGGGUCCUGUAGCACUUCUACCACUGAACUCAGACUAUAGCUCCCUAGUAUGGUCAACAACACACGAACACGCAAAACAACUGCUGAAUAUGCCAGAGGAAAACUUCAUAGAUGCACUGAAUGAUGCUCUGUGGAAACAGUAUCCCCGAAGCGGCGCUGUCGACGCUUGCAUGUCAUGGCUUGGGUCAGUGCUCCGUAGUAUAGGGCUCCCCGAUGGGGCGGAGCGCCAACUACCCCCUAGUGUGGCUACACUAGCGCCAUCCUCCCGCGCCGCCUUCCCACUCGGCUUUGGACAUAGCACUCGUUACGUAGCACCACAUGUGGCCUUGGUCGGUGAUGCAGCUCAUCGUGUUCAUCCAUUGGCCGGUCAAGGAGUCAAUCUUGGCUUUGGAGAUGUUAAGGAUUUGACUGAUUUCCUAUCAGAUGCUCUGUAUAGCGGCCUGGAUGUCAGUCAUAACGACUGGUUAGAAAAGUACGAAAGUGCCCGCCAGCGACACAAUGUACCCAUGCAAUUGGCAGUCGACGCUCUAUACAGGCUAUACGGCGCUGACUUGCCACCAGUAGUACUCGCUAGAAGCGUUGGAUUACAGCUAACCAACGCCAUACACCCACUUAAGCGAAUUCUGCGAAAACAAAUGCUUUGUUAG